Molecule: messenger RNA, 1752 nt
Organism: Naegleria fowleri
Lineage: Eukaryota; Heterolobosea; Eutetramitea; Acrasida; Naegleriidae
Exons: 1
Coding region: 1-1752 (583 amino acids)
Biological process (GO): UDP-N-acetylglucosamine biosynthetic process; carbohydrate metabolic process
Molecular function (GO): phosphoacetylglucosamine mutase activity
Source: RefSeq, a predicted model, not a curated record
AUGUCAUCAUCAGAAAUUGAAACCAUCUUCAAUUCUCUAUUUCCGAUCAGUGAAAGAAAGGCUUUCUCUCAAAAACUUUCGUAUGGCACAGCCGGAUUCAGAAUGAAGGCAGAUUCUAUUUUGGAUCGUGUUGUUUUCUCUGUUGGAUUACUUGCUUGUUUGAGAGCAUUGGAGAGGAACGAAUCUGUCGGAGUGAUGAUCACAGCAAGCCAUAACGGAGCACAAGACAAUGGAGUCAAAUUGGUGGAUCCAUCGGGUGAAAUGUUAGAAGCAAGUUGGGAGGAGAAGGCCAUGCGAUUGGCCAAUCGUAUUCAUGACGCAUCGGAAUUGGCUGCUACUUGCCAAGAAUUGGCAAAAGAAUUAAAUUUGGAUGGAAAUUCAACAAAGACUCUCUGUAUCUGUGUUGGAAAAGAUACAAGAGAGAGCAGUGAUCGAUUGGUUGAGUAUUUGAAAGCUGCAAUUUCAACAUUUAGAAAAGAAGGAAUUGUUUUUGUGGAUUACGGAUUGGUGAUCACACCUCAACUUCACUACAUGGUCAUGCUGGCUAAUAGUCACCAAGAAACAAAGAAUUUCCUUUCUCAAGCAUUCACUUCUCAUGAAGAAAAGCAAGCGAAGGUUCAAGAUAAGCUGAGUGAGAAUUUGAAUAUUUAUUACGAAAAUAUUUCCCAUGCGUUCAAAUCGUUAGUUCACAAACUUGAAAAGCCAAUAGAUGUUAACUUGGAUUGUGCAUUCGGAGUUGGAGGCAAAAAGGUGAAAGAGCUUGCCUCUCAUUUGAAAGGGUUUGUCAACUUGACAAUUGUAAAUGAUUUUGAGCAAGUGGGAAUUCAAAGCUCUCAACAAUAUCUCAACCACAAAUGUGGAGCUGAAUACGUUCAAAAACAAAAAGCAGUACCUAUCAAUUGUGAAAAUUUUAAGAAUUUGGCAAGUAUUGAUGGAGAUGGUGAUAGACUCGUUUUCUAUUAUAUCAACAGUAAUGGGGAUUUGUGUCUAUUGGAUGGUGACAAAAUUGCAAGUCUUUUAGUUAAAUUCAUUGGAGAAAUGCUCAAGAAAACCAAUUUAUUGGACCAAUUAAUUGUUGGAAUUGUUCAGACAGCUUACGCCAACGGAUCCUCAACAACCUAUCUGAAACAAGUGUUGGGAGAAGAACGUAUCUUUUGCGUUCCCACCGGUGUGAAAUACUUGCAUCACAAAGCCAAAGACCUUGACGUGGGAGUUUAUUUUGAAGCCAAUGGUCAUGGUACUGUUGUAUUUUCUGAUAGGGCAAAAAAGGCAAUAGAUGAUCUCUACAACAAGAGCAAACAUGAGCCAUCUGAAAUGGCAGAAGCAAUUUCAAAUCUAUAUGCGUUCACUAAUUUAAUUAAUUCAACAGUUGGUGAUGCAUUUAGUGAUUUAUUGGCCGUUGUGGCCGUAUUAAGUUAUUAUCAUUGGUCAUGGUCAGAUUGGGACUCGCAUCUCUACACUGAUGUGCCAAGCGUUCAAGAUAAGCUUCGAGUCAAAGACAGAACCAUCAUCAAAACCUCAACAGAUGAAACACAAGUCAUUUCACCUUCUGGAAUUCAAGACAAAAUCAAUGAAUGUGUUGCAAAGGUUAAAAAAGGAAGGGCAUUCAUUCGUCCAAGUGGGACAGAAGAUGUUGUGAGAGUUUAUGCUGAGGCUGAAACUCAACAAGAGGCAAAAGAUCUAGCAAUAGACGUCUUGCACAUUAUUUACAACGAUUUACAAGGAACAGAGAAGCCACCUUCCAAGCUUUAA